Corapipo altera (White-ruffed manakin) is the source of this 1620-nucleotide messenger RNA. RefSeq names its product hexosaminidase D (gene HEXD). The transcript has 12 exons. Gene Ontology annotation, biological process: carbohydrate metabolic process. Gene Ontology annotation, molecular function: hexosaminidase activity. Bases 64 to 1467 code for a protein of 467 amino acids. The record is from RefSeq and is a predicted model, not a curated record. Lineage: Eukaryota; Metazoa; Chordata; Aves; Passeriformes; Pipridae.
ACGCGGGCCGGCGGUGCGUGCUGGGGCACGGCGGCGGCAGCCUAAAGCAAUCGAGGCCGGAGCAUGCGGCGGCGCCUGGUGCACCUGGACCUGAAGGGCGCCGCGCCCCGCGCGCCUUACCUGGAACAGGUGCUGCCGCUGUUCCGUGACCUCGGUGCCACCGGGGUGCUGAUGGAAUAUGAGGACACUUUUCCGUAUACAGGACCGCUGGAGCCGCUGCGGGCACCGCACGCCUACAGCCCCGCGGAGCUCCGGGCUGUGCUGAGCCGGGCGCGGGCGCAGGGCCUGGACGUGGUGCCGCUGGUGCAGAGCUUCGGGCACAUGGAGUUUGUGCUGAAGCACAGGGAGUUCGCUCAUCUGCGGGAGGUGCCGGCGCUGCCCAACGCCCUGAACCCGCACAAGGAGGAGUCUCUGGCGCUGGUCAAGGCCAUGAUUGACCAGGUCAUGGCCCUGCACGAGGGCCUGGAAUGGUUCCACAUCGGAUGUGAUGAGGUCUACUACCUCGGUGAAGGAGAGGAGUCAAAGCAGUGGCUGCAGCAGCCAGACAACACCCCAGAGAAGCUGUGCUUGGCCCACAUAAAGGCAGUUGCCAGUUGUGUGGCCUCAUCUUACCCCAGGGUGACUCCCAUCGUGUGGGACGACAUGCUCAGGGGGAUGAGUGAGGAAACACUGGCAGACUCCGGGGUCCCACAGCUGGUGCAGCCCAUGAUCUGGGACUAUGCAGCCGACCUGGACGUGGAAGGCAAAGUGCAGCUCAUAGAGAAGUAUCGGAGAUGUGGCUUCUCCAAGGUGUGGUUUGCAAGUGCCUUUAAAGGAGCCACAGGAGUGAAUCAGUCCCUCACACUUAUUGGGCACCACCUGAAGAACCACCUGGAGUGGCUGGAAGUGGCCAGCAGGACCCCCCCUGAUGUCCUUGAAGGUAUCGCCCUGACCGGCUGGCAGAGAUAUGAUCACUUCUCUGUUUUGUGUGAGCUUCUCCCAGUGGCAAUUCCAUCCCUGGCUGUGUGUCUGCAGGCACUAAAGAAUGGUGGCUACUCUGAAAAGGUUAAAGAAAAUGUGGAAAAGCUCCUGGGAAUGUCUAACCUGGAAAUUGAUACUUACAUGAGCACAAGUCUGGGCACCUUUCCUGGGAGCAACAUCCUCACCCUUGUGACACAAGUGAGUUUCUACCUCAAGUCAUCAGUGGAUGAACUUCUUGAAAGGAACAGGUAUGUCACAGGCUGGUUCAGCCCCUACCACAGGAAAAGGAAGAUUAUUCAUCCUAUAAUAAUGCACCUCUUCCAGCCAGAUGCAGUCAGUCUCCUCUCCAAGUGGAAUGCUGUGGUGCAAGACCUCCAAAGAGCCAUGGAGCAAGUUUUCCACCAGUGUGCUAUAGAGGAGUGGAUGGAGGAGAACGUCCACCCCAGCCUACAGAAGCUGCAGCAAGUGGUGGAUGAUUUAGAUGAAGCAAUAAAAGCACAAAAUUAGGGGCACUUCAAUUAGUCUGUCUCAUUCCAUGGGAAAACAAGGCUAGUGGAAAUCAGCAACGAGUCAUGGAGCUGGAGUUUGUCAUCUGGAGAGCUGAACUGUGAUUAAACAACAGUGACCCGAGGGCAAGAAGGAAUUUACUGGUGUAAUAGA